Messenger RNA from Trematosphaeria pertusa, 3068 nucleotides. RefSeq lists its product as uncharacterized. The record is from RefSeq and is a predicted model, not a curated record. Lineage: Eukaryota; Fungi; Ascomycota; Dothideomycetes; Pleosporales; Trematosphaeriaceae. Gene Ontology annotation, molecular function: histone H3K36 methyltransferase activity; protein binding. Gene Ontology annotation, biological process: regulation of DNA-templated transcription. The transcript is spliced from 4 exons. The coding region runs from base 113 to 3001 and encodes 962 amino acids. Gene Ontology annotation, cellular component: chromosome; nucleus; chromatin.
CACGGGGUAGCAGCAAUCGGAACAUCGCUUAGCGUCCCUAAGUUCUGAAAGCCUCUUCUCCCUCCCGCCUCCAACCCGCCGACCACGCCCACCGCGCGCAUCGUCAACCACCAUGUCGGACGGCGAAUCGGAGAAGAAAACGGCUCAACUGGAGCCAGAGCUGCGCGACAUGAAGAUCGAGGAAGGCGCGCCCGCGGAGGAGGAAGGUGAGAAUGCCGACACAAUCCGGGUGAAGGUAGAAGGAAACGCAGACCGCACGCCCACGCCCCUCCACGUACUGCCACGGAUAAAUUCGCGCUCGAAAUCUCAGUCCCCCAUCAAGCAGCAAGGCUCCGGAGCUUCUUCUCCUGAUCCAGACGCGCACGAAGAGGUGCUUGGCGGAGACAUCACAUUGAAGAUGGAGCCCGGAAAGGCACCUAAGCUCUCGCGGACAGCAUCCCAGAAGGUCGUAUCACGCCCGCCGCCGCUUUAUCUCGAUCACCCAGAUGUUACCGAAGCAGCAAAACAGACCUUCGUGGUCCUCCCAGAAAACACCUACGCCAACAAGUACAUCGGCACAACCGAACAUGCCUUGGAGUGCGAUUGUUCCGAGGAGUGGGACCCCGUCGAGAGGAUUAAUCGUGCUUGUGGCGAUGAUUCUGAUUGCAUUAACCGCGCGACGAAAAUGGAGUGCGUGGGUGACUGCUCGUGCGGGAGCAAGUGCCAAAACCAGCGCUUUCAGCGGAAGCAGUAUGCCAACGUGACCGUCAUCAAGACCGACAAGAAAGGCUUCGGUUUGAGGGCGAAUGCUGAUCUGAAAGCCGGCGAUUUUGUGUUCGAGUACAUUGGCGAGAUCAUCGAUGAACGGGCGUUCCGCCGUCGCAUGGUGCAAUAUGAUGAAGAGGGCAUCAAGCACUUCUACUUCAUGUCGCUCACCAAGGGUGAAUUCGUCGAUGCGACAAAGAAAGGUAAUCUCGGCCGAUUCUGCAAUCACUCGUGCAACCCCAACUGCUUUGUGGACAAGUGGGUGGUUGGGGACAAGCUGCGCAUGGGCAUUUUUGCCGAGCGAAAAAUCAAAGCAGGCGAAGAGUUGGUCUUCAACUACAACGUCGAUCGAUAUGGCGCAGAUCCACAACCAUGUUAUUGCGGCGAACCCAACUGCACCGGUUUCAUCGGCGGGAGGACGCAGACCGAUAAUGCUACGAAAUUGUCGCAUGCCACGAUCGAGGCGCUCGGUAUUGACGAUGGCGACGGUUGGGACACCGCCGUAGCAAAAAAGCCUCGCAAGAAGAAGGUCAGCGAAGAUGAUGAGGAGUACGUCAAUGAGCUCCAACCGAAGUCUCUCGAGGAGGACGGUGUUACCAAGGUCAUGGCGGCUCUUCGUCUGUGCACGGAGAAAUGGAUUGCCGUCAAGUUGCUCGACCGCAUACAGAAGAGCAGGGAUGAGAAGGUCGGACAUCGCGUCAUUCGCAUGCACGGCUACGAAAUUCUCAAGACGACUAUCACCACCUGGAAAGAUGACACCAAUGUUGUUUUGCAAGUGCUCGACAUCCUCCACAAGCUCCCGAGGAUCACUCGCAACAAAAUCCAGGACUCCAAGAUUGAGGAAGCCAUCCAGAAAGUCAAGGACGAGUGCGACGACGAGCGCGUUGUGGACUCUGCCAACGAAUUGCUUGAGGCUUGGAGCAAGCUAGAAAUAGCUUAUCGGAUCCCGAGGAUGAAGAGGGAUCCCAACGCCAGCACACCAGUCCGGGCAGAGCACCACUUCGAGCGACGAGAGAGGGGCCGUGAGCGUUCGCGAUCACGGUCAAAGUCGCCUUCGAUAUCCGCACCAAAGGGUCCGUCCGGUGCGCCUUCUGGUGCGCCGUCAGGUCCCCGUGGUUUCAAUGCUCCGAGGGGUCCUGCUGGAUUCUUCAACCCCCCGCGCCCGCCGCAUCGGCCACGACCGCAUCCAACCCCUCUGCCUCCCGGGUGGUUCCAAGCAGCUUCUGAAAACGGAGCGACGUACUACUACAACGCCACCGGUUCCACGCAAUGGACGAGACCAACGUUGCCAGCUAACCAGCCGCCCCCGCCCCCGCCUAAGGCUAAGUCGGAUACACAGUUGCUUCAAGACAUCAUUUCGAGUAUCACCGCCAAUGUCACGCCGAGCAAUCAAGCAUCCGCAUCCACUACCCCGCAGCCUGCUACCGAAGAACUCAAAGAGAAGAAGUCGAAGGGCGAGAAGUGGCGUAGCUUGCCACAGGAUAAGCAGGAGAAGCUUUACGAAGCUAAUAUCUCGCGGCACGUCCUGACCGUAACCUCCCGCUAUCGCAAAGAGCUCGAAAAGGAUGACGUUAAGAGGUUAUCCAAGGAAGUUGCCAAGAAGCUUGUGCGAGGAGAUUACAAAUCCGGACGAGUGAGGGACCCUACGGCGCCAGUGAGCUCGAAACACGAGAAGACGAUCAGGAAUUACGUGAAGGACUUCAUGGACAAGGCCGUCAAGAAGAAGGUGGAACGCGAAAAGGAAAAGGCAGCGCGAGGAGGAAAGACGGUAGAGAGUAAGACUCCGGAGACUCCGCGGGGUGAUAUGAAAGCCGACAAGACAGAGCAGGAUGAUGACGUUCUAGGGCUGAGCGACGAUGAAGACAUGAAGACUCUUGGAGUAUCUCCGGCGGAAUCCUCUGCGACAGAUCUGAAACGGAAGAGGGAAGAGGAUGGUAGUUUGGCCUCGCCCAAGAAAACUAGGACCGAGAUGCCGCCUGCUCCUCCCCCACCGCCGCCGCCACCACUCUCGGCGGAUGACAUGCCCAUGGAUAUGGAGGAGUCUAGCCUCACGCCUUUGGAGGAUAGUGUCGACCCAACAAGCGAAGGAGACACAAAUGGCGUUGUGGUAAACGGCAGAUGGAAGCUGACACAGGACAACCUCCCGAGUCCAAUGCAGCUGGCGACGCCUCCGACGAACGGGUCCUGUGAGCACGGCGGUUACGCGAACGGAGAUGGCAACAACAAGCGUCUGAUUGCUGUGAAUGGCGGUUUAUGAUGUCGGGUGGUUCGAUUGCUUUUAUUCCGAUCUCCAGCUAUUCCUUUGGUCCUUUGUUUCGCGACAA